GCGUACUGUUGUUGUUGCAGCUUGACCAUGGCGAGGUUCAUCGCCAGAGUUAACUUUAGGGGCUACAUUGCUUCCCAGAUUAGAAUGGCAUCCGACCAGCUUGGUGAGCUGGGCAAAGGUGCGGGGAAAGGAGGAGGUGGAGGUGGUUCCGUGAGAGAGGCGGGUGGGGCUUUUGGGAAGCGAGAAGCAGCCGAAGAGGAACGAUAUUUUCGGCAGAAGGAGAAGGAGCAGCUGGCAGCGUUGAGGAAGCAUCACGAAGAAGAGAUUGAUCACCACAAGAAAGAGAUAGAGCGCCUUCAGAAGGAGAUCGACCGCCAUAAGGGCAAAAUCAGAAAGUUAAAACAUGACGACUGAGUCCUGGAUCUGAUUUACUCAUUCCUCUUCAUCACACUCCGACAUUCAAACAGUCAUAUCGCCAAGCCAGUGACUGUUAGAUUGUGUUUGAUAGUCAAAGCAGCUUCUGUAUGAUAUUGUAUAUGAUACAAUUCAUGUUAAAAUAUAAAUUAAAGGUAAAAUAAAGCAUAAUUUCAAUUUA
Messenger RNA from Lampris incognitus (smalleye Pacific opah), 535 nucleotides. It is a transcript of the gene atp5if1a, whose product is annotated as ATP synthase inhibitory factor subunit 1a. Lineage: Eukaryota; Metazoa; Chordata; Actinopteri; Lampriformes; Lampridae. The coding region runs from base 28 to 354 and encodes 108 amino acids. The transcript is spliced from 3 exons. Gene Ontology annotation, cellular component: mitochondrion. Gene Ontology annotation, biological process: negative regulation of ATP-dependent activity. The record is from RefSeq and is a predicted model, not a curated record. Gene Ontology annotation, molecular function: ATPase inhibitor activity.